AGGAAAAUAAUUAUGCAAGAUCUGAGAGUGAAGCAAAAAUCUUAAUUCUAAUUAUUGUAAUGGUUGAAGUCUAAUAUAAGUCUAUUGUUUUAAUUUCAAAACAGAAAGAAUUACUUUGGCAACGACAACUUUUUAGGUAACUUAAGAUUAAUUGUAAUGAGUUUUUAAGUGUUCGGCAAAAGCGAUAUUAUUUAAGUCAUUCACAGGAUACAGACAUCUUAAUAAUAUAAUAGUAUUUUAAAAUGCAAAGAAGAGCCCAUCCGUCGGAAAUUCAGUUGGAAAUAUUAUUGAAAUUUUUAGAACAUCAACCUAGCUUAGCGAAAGGAUUUUUAAAACAUACCGCAGCUAGAGAGCAUGCUCAUAUCGAGUGGUCCAAGUUAGCUUCGAAACUAAAUAGUGUAAGCGGUGGGUGUGUUAAAUCUCCGAAAAGAUGGAUGAAGUAUUGGAGUGAUAAAAAGAGUGCAGUUAAAAAAAAAGCAGCCAUAAGGACAGGUCUUAGAGGUCAAACUGGCGGUGGUAUAUCAGAGAUAAUGCAAUUAACUAAAUUGGAAGAGCGCAUUCUUACUUUAACGGACCCUACCAGCAGUUCCUCAGGCAGUAUAAGAAUUUUUACACCAUCACAUAGUAUUGCACCAGUUUCUUUAAUUGAACCAAAUACAAUAUCUAACAUUAGCCCAAAGAUUCAAGAGACCCCAACAAUUGCUGAAAAUAUUGAUGAUAGCACAAUAUAUACAUUGAUUAACUCAGAUGUUGAAACCUCUAAGUAUCCAGAACAACCCCAGUCAUCUUCCGAUGUCUCAAUCCCUAGUCGAGUGAGAAGGCGUUUUCGGCUACAACCCUCACCGCCAAGUCAACACCGUAACUACCUUAAUAGCAUAACUGAAAAAUUAUUAAGAAUAGAAGAACAGCGAUUGGACCUGGACAAAAAACUUUUAGAUCUACUCAAUCAACAAUCAAUAAAUAACAACCUAUUAAUACAAACUGUCAAUCACGGCCAGCAGGCCAUAAGCGAAAGCCAGAAGGCUAUGGCUGAAGCUCUUACAGCGAUUGCAAUUGCAAUUAAUAAGUAAUCUGUGUAUUUUAAUUUAAUAAUUAAUUACUUAAGUUCUAGUUAAAAAUACGUAAUAAGUAUAACAUUAAGUACUAAAAUAUAACAAGUUUUAAAAGUAGGAGAAAUAACUUUAUAGUUAACUCAUGAUAAAUAAGCAAUGCAGCACCAAAAUUUUAAACAUUUAAUCCGUCUAGUUUUGGCUUAAACUUGAUUAGGAGCACUAUAUACUAAAUUAAGAAAACUACAAAGAGUAAGUUUUGAAAUAUAUAAUUAAUAUCAUUAUGAUUUAAAAUUAAAUAAUACAAGCAAAAUAAAUGGCAAGCAGUAAAAACACAUUUAUUUCUUAUAAGUCUGGGAUUACUCAGUGAUUUUUUUUUUUCAAAAU
Pieris napi is the source of this 1436-nucleotide messenger RNA. RefSeq lists its product as uncharacterized. The coding region runs from base 243 to 1070 and encodes 275 amino acids. The transcript is spliced from 7 exons. The record is from RefSeq and is a predicted model, not a curated record. Lineage: Eukaryota; Metazoa; Arthropoda; Insecta; Lepidoptera; Pieridae.